Molecule: messenger RNA, 3838 nt
Organism: Oncorhynchus kisutch (coho salmon)
Lineage: Eukaryota; Metazoa; Chordata; Actinopteri; Salmoniformes; Salmonidae
Product: striatin-3
Exons: 16
Coding region: 263-2383 (706 amino acids)
Cellular component (GO): dendrite
Molecular function (GO): protein-containing complex binding; calmodulin binding; protein phosphatase 2A binding
Source: RefSeq, a predicted model, not a curated record
GCAUGUCCCAUCAUGCAGUGCGGGCCAAUUCUUCCUCACCCCCGCAGUAAGUAGAAUAGACUCUCAUAUCCAAGGAUCGGACUAAUGGCGGUCGUCAAAUCAGUACACUGAGAGCAAGUUCAAAACAUAGCCCUGUCUCACUACAGUCGCCGAGGAAUUUCAGGGAAAGGCAUCGUCAAAUCCAUACGGGAAUACUGAACUGAAAGGGGGAGGGGGGCGAAAUCAAGCAGCAAAUUGUGCUGGGACUUUCCUCUUCUUAAAAAUGGAUGAACACCCCGGCGGAGGAGGAGUUGGAAUGGCCGCCCCAAGACCUCAGCAACAACCGCAGGGGAAUAACAACGCUAAUCCCCAAAUCGGUGGUGGAGGUGGCUCAGGGAUGGGGCAGCAGCAUGACGAGAUGCCACGGCCACAGCAGUAUACCAUCCCCGGUAUUCUGCAUUAUAUCCAGCACGAAUGGGCCAGAUUCGAAAUGGAGAGAGCUCAUUGGGAAGUGGAAAGGGCCGAACUUCAGGCUCGAAUAGCAUUCCUACAAGGAGAAAGGAAGGGUCAAGAAAAUUUAAAGAAUGAUCUAGUUCGAAGAAUAAAGAUGUUAGAAUAUGCAUUAAAGCAAGAAAGAGCAAAAUACCAUAAAUUAAAAUAUGGAACAGAAUUAAAUCAAGGUGAAGUUAAGAUGCCCAGCUUUGAAUCAGAAGAUACCAAAGACACAGAGGUCCCUGCUGUACCUCAGAAUAGUCAGCUGACGUGGAAACAGGGCAGACAACUCCUCAGACAAUAUCUUCAGGAAGUAGGUUACACGGACACAAUACUAGAUGUGCGGUCUCAGAGAGUGCGUUCGUUACUGGGCCUGUCCGGCUCAGAGCAGAAUGGCUCAGUGGAAAACAGGAACCUGGAUCAGAUCCUCAAUGGAGGGGAGUCUCCAGCCAAACGAAAGGGACAAGAUAUGAAAAGGAAUCCAGGAGAUGUUCUGGAAACAUUUAACUUCUUAGAAAACGCAGAGGACAGUGAUGAAGAUGAUGAUGAGGAGGGAGACCUGAUGGAGGAUAUAGACAGUGGCAAACACACAAUAAAAAAGCAUAAGAUAAAGGUUGGGAAUGAGGGCCUGGCCUCUGACCUUCCAGAUGACCCCGACACAGAGGAGGCUCUGAAGGAGUUUGACUUCCUGGUGAAUUCCGAGGAUGGAGAGGGAGCAGGGGAGGCCCGGAGUUCAGGGGACGGGACCGAAUGGGCCGAGCCCUUACCGUUUCCCUCAGGCGGGGGCAAGUCCUUUAUCAUGGGCUCUGAUGACGUGUUGGAGAGUGUCCUGGGACUGGGAGACCUAGCUGACCUCACUGUCUCCAAUGACGACGCCGACUACAGCUAUGAUCUGCCAGCCAAUAAGGACACGUUCAGGAAGACGUGGAAUCCCAAGUACACCCUGCGCAGCCACUUUGACGGGGUCAGGGCUCUGGCCUUCCAUCCUGUAGAGCCUGUCCUGGUCACCGUGUCUGAGGACAACACCCUCAAACUGUGGAACCUGCAGAAGACUGUGCCUGCCAAAAAAAGUGCCUCUUUUGAUGUGGAGCCUAUUUACACGUUCAGAGCUCAUGUGGGGCCUGUGCUGUCCCUGGCUAUGACUUCCAGUGGACAGCAGUGUUACAGUGGAGGGAUUGACCACACAAUACAGUGCUGGAACAUCCCCAGCUCCAACGUGGACCCUUAUGACACCUACGACCCCAGCGUCCUGGCUGGAACCUGGCUGGGCCACACAGACGCUGUGUGGGGGCUGGCCUACAGCGGGAUCAAGAACCGCCUGCUGUCCUGCUCUGCAGAUGGAACCGUCAAGCUGUGGAACCCCCAGGAGAAGAACCCAUGCAUCGGCACUUACAAUGCAGAGAAAGAGCACGGCAUCCCCACUGCGGUGGACUUCAACGGCUGUGACCCCGCCCACAUGGUGGCGUCCUUCAACACGGGCAACGCUGUGAUCUAUGACCUGGAGACGUCACAGACCGCCGUGGUGUUCGCUGGUCAGGGGGAGAGCACUCUGCUUGCAGCCAACCACAUCAACAAGGUAGUGAGUCACCCCACCCUGCCGGUCACCAUCACGGCCCACGAGGACAGGAACAUCAAGUUCUUUGACAAUAAAUCGGGUAAAGUGAUCCAUGCGAUGGUGGCCCACCUGGAUGCUGUUACCAGCCUGGCUGUGGACCCCAACGGGAUCUACCUGAUGUCAGGAAGCCACGACUGCUCUAUCCGUCUGUGGAACCUGGACAGUAAGACCUGUGUGCAGGAGAUCACUGCCCACCGCAAGAAGUCUGACGAGUCCAUCUAUGACGUUGCCUUCCACCCGUCAAAGGCAUACAUAGCAAGUGCCGGGGCCGACGCCCUGGCCAAAGUGUUUGUGUAGUAGACCUGUGCUGCUUUGCCAGGUUGAGUGGGUAGACACCGAGAGAAAGAAUGGACUGCUUCACUGCCUUGUUUAAUAAGAGUAGCAUUUUAUGACACUACAUUGAAGCUGCCUCCCUCCACCCCAUCCAUGUUGAAUUCAACACUUGACAGAAACCAGGUGCCAAGGGGACUUAUGCCAGGCGUGGUGGUGGAGAAGCGCCCAAUCAGUUUUAUCCUGUUUUCAAACUAAAACAACAACAUUUACCUGUAAUUUACUGUAAGUUUAAAAAGCUGGAGUAAAACAAACUAGUGUAUGUAGCCUUUUUGACUGGGUUUCAGCUGAGCUAAUAUCUGUUCUGUCGGUAUAGUUCAGUGGCCGAGGGACAUUUGAGAUUUCACCUGAUUCAUACUACAGGGCUGACCCCUCACCAUACAGGGCUGGCUCUGAUAUUUUAUUUUCAUCACGGUUUCAUUAACUAUGGUGGAUUUGUAACCAGUUCAGCUCGGUUUUGUUUGGCUUGCUAGUGUGAAAAGGGUAUUUAACAGGACAUGGCCACAGCCCCUGGUGGGCCGACUGGGAGACCCUGCGGCGUCAGUUCAGUUCACACUAAACAUGAAUCAGGCGUGAAAUAUAGUCAGCUUCACACUUUAGCAUUAGUUUCAUGACAUUUUUGUGUAAAAAAAUAUAGUUUUUAUAAUCCUUUUUAUAUAAAUAAAGUCUGUCGUAACAGCACUGAAAAUUAUGUAUAAAAAAAGGGAAUAUUUAUUCCCGGUCUGAACCCUCCUUCACAACUCAUUAUGACCCCACAACCAUCAUCUUACGGUUCCCCCGUCACUGAAAAACUCAGUGAUCUCGCCCUUCCUAACCCAAGGAUGUGAUCUCUGACAUUGCUUUUACCUGGCUUUGUCACAUGAGUAAAGACUGUAGGACUAAAAGAAGCACAGUUCAUGGCUUCCUGAGAGAGCGCUCUCUUUUCAAAUAAACUGCAUCAUCCUAUCACUAUGUGAUAUUUUGUACACCUUACUGUAUUUGAGUUUAUUUAUCACAGGUUAUUAGACAUCUUUAUGCUAUAAAUCAGUGCUUUGAAGCAAGCAUGGGGUGUAACCAUUUUAUUUUUCUUAAUUUUGUUUUAAGUGAUUGGAAUAGCAAACAAGAUUAAUCACGACUCAGUCUUUUGUUUGAUUGUACUUUUCUAUUUUAUCCUGCAAAACUAUUUUAUGUUCAAACAUGCUACAAUUUCUGGUGUAACUAAAUGCUUUUGUUUGUGUAAUGCAUGAUAAAUACAAUAGUCUUUUUUCUAGUCUUCCAAAAAAAGGUUCUGGUCAGUUUGCGAGUUUUGAUGAGUUUUGUAAGGUUUUUGAUUUACAAACUAUGAAUCAGCAGAUUUUAAAGAUUGUACCACAUAGCAAAAUGAAACUGUUGAAAAUAAUGUAUAUAAAAUGUCUAUAAUAAAUAUUAAAUGGUGUACCUGUA